GCGCAUGUUUCCCGAUGCAGCGCAGAGGAAUGACCUUUGACCCCCAUCAGUCACUUGGCUGGUUGACUGACACUGUUCCUCAGCACAACAGCGUGAGACAGCAUGAAGUCAGCGGUCGUGAGCUCCAGCGCACCCAGAGAGGAGACUGACGGUCGACCUCUUCCCCCAGGAUGGAGGAGCUACAUGUCACCUGAGGGACUGAGGUAUUACAUCAACAGCUGCAGUAAAGAAACAACAUGGCGACGUCCCUCCACGUCGGCUGAGGCCCCACAGAGACCGCUGGCACGAAAAAACUCCUCACCAUAUGCCAACGGAUGCCACAGCAUUACUAUGACCGGUCAGCCCACUGAGACCACGGAUGUUGCUCUGAGGAAACUGACCAUUAACAAACAGCCCCCUGGCUCCGUUUCACCGGCCAAGAGGCAGAUCAAGGAGGUCAAGGAGACCAAGAUCACCAUCAACUGUGUGACUUUCCCUCUGCCCGGUGAAGGUCCGGAGCAGCAGCUCCUCAAACCCAACGAAUGGAGCUACUGCGAUUACUUCUGGACCGACAAGAAAGACCCCCAGGGGACCACCUCGGUGGCGGGCUUCGAGGUUCUCCUGCAGAAGCAGCUGAAGGGCAAACAGAUGCAGAAAGAGAUGGCCGAGUUUAUCCACGAGAGGAUAAAGAUUGAGGAGGAAUAUGCCAAGAACCUCUCCAAGCUGUCUCUGAGCCCCCUGGCAGCACAGGAGGAAGGGACUCUCGGAGAAGCCUGGACUCAGCUGAAGAAGAGUCUCCACGAUGAGGCUGAGGUUCACCUUAAGUUCUCCAACAAGCUCCACUCUGAGGUAGAGAAGCCCUUGCUGACGUUCAGAGGCGACAACUUCAAGAAGGACCUGAAAAAGUACGACCAUCACAUCGCCGACCUGAGGAAGCAGCUGGCGAGUCGCUACGCGAGUGUGGAGAAGGCCCGUAAAGCCCUGGCAGACAGGCAGAAGGAUCUGGAGGUGAAGACCCAGCAGCUGGAGAUCAAACUCAGCAACAAGACGGAGGAGGACAUAAAGAAGGCCCGGCGGAAAUCCACACAAGCAGGCGACGACCUGAUGCGCUGCGUGGAUCUGUACAACCAAACCCAGUCGAAAUGGUUUGAAGAAAUGGUCACCACCAGCAUGGAGCUGGAGAAGCUGGAGGUCGAACGGAUCGAGUGGAUCCAGCAGCAUUUACGCCAGUACACGACCCUGCGACACGAAACAGACAUGUUCAAUCAGAGCAUGGUGGAGCCGGUCGACCAGCUGCUGCAGAACGUCGAUCCAGCCAAAGACCGAGAGCUGUGGGUGAAGGAGAAUAAGACCGCCGAGGUUCGACCUGUGGAUAUGGACAUAUGAACCAUCCUGACCUGGGAUCAGCCGUUCUGUCUGUCCAGUAUUAUAACACAGAGUCCCAGAACACUUCUAAUAACACUGAUCCAGGGAACAGUGCAUGUUCAGACCACAGAGGUCUGCUCAUCCUCUCUCUGACUGGAAUAACAGGAGGAAAGGUUCAUACUUAACGCAGUCUGAGGCCAGGAAACAAUAACGGAAAAAAGUACCAGCAUGUUCUAAUUUUAACCCUAUCAUACUCAACAUUAGCUUACUGAAUGCCAUUUAACAUACUCUGCUGUUUACCUGUUGUAAAGUUGAGACUAUUAAAAAAUAGAUGUAUUUUGAAUUGUUUAGCUUCAGUCAACACUUUUCCAGUUUGAGUAAACCAAACAAAAAAAAAAUUCUGAUUAUUGAUAUUUCCCUUUAUUUUAGAUACAGAUAUUGAAGCAUAUGGAGCUCCUAGAAUGAAUAUGAUAUAUUUUCAUAUUUUGCUGGUUCAUUUUGGUGGAAAUGCAUGUUUUGAAUACCUUGCUUUUACUGUAUAUGGACAGCUGCACAAUUUGUGGAACCAUGAUGGUAAUCUGUAUCUUGUAAGUGACAGGAUCCAUUUAGGAGCUUUCUCGGAAAAAAAAUUUGACUUCAAGUGUACAGCGUUAAUAUCCGGUAACCUCAACUGUUUAAGAAAAAAAACACACACAAACACAAACACACACACACACACACACACACACACACACACACACACACACAGUGUUUUGGAAUGUGAAUUUGAUUAGGGUCUAGGGUCUAUUUCGGAUCAGUCCGGAGGAAAAAGGUGGUCCAAGUUACGCUGAAACACCUUUUAGUGCCUAACGGUUAUAUACCUGGAAUGUCCUUGAUAUAUUCUACUCUGCAUCAGUGUACAUUUGUACAUACAGGCUAGAUGUAUUUUGCUGUCAGAUGUUUUAACAGGCCCCAGAUCGUCGGGCUGUUGAGGUGUUUGUACUGUACAAUGUUGUUUGUUUUUGUUUGUUUGUUUUUUUGUUUUUUUGGUAAAUGCACAGGGGAAAUCUUUACGGUGGUGUUCAGUGACAGGGGCGGCGUGCAGGUGAGAGAAAAAAUUCACCAAACUGCAGAGAAGAUAAGGUAAUAAAUUUUUGAUAUGGAUCAAUCCACCGGAGCAAAAGCCAGCUGACUCAUCCCAGUUGCACAAAUGCAGAUAAAAGACAUUUUAUCAAAGACUGCAUGUACAGUAUGUGGCUGUUUUUACAUGUAUGUGUGUGUGUCUGUCUUUGUCUUUACGUUCUGUUGUGGUCUAUCUGCUUUGGAUUUAUUUGGAUUAUUACCUUUCUGCGGCCGUGCUUUUCAGUUCCCCUAAAGGACGGAGCCGAUCAAACAGCAAAGAUUUAAAUCGUAAUCUUAAUCCAGGUGCCAGGCAGAAGAAGAAAAAAAAAUAAAAAUAAAAUAAAUAAAGGCUUACCUGCCUUAUCGCCAACACACUGAUAAGUUGGUUUUUUUCCGCCAAAUGAUGAAAAGCCACCUUUAUUUGAAUCAGACGGAUUCAGUGUGUUGAGACCUUUCUUUGAACCCAAACGGCUUCGUGCGCAGGUUUUAAAUAGCAUAUCUGUUGUAGAGGUUUUAUCAGUGUGUGUCAAUGUCGUGCGCUAAAUGUAACAAGUUAUUCUGUUCCAACUAAAUGUUCCUGACAAGAAUCGACCAUUUCGCGAUGACGUAACGGUUUAGUUAACUGCCCUUCUGUGGUGAACAUUUUCAUAACGUGCAUUAAAUCCGAUGUUUUAAGAAUGUUUGAUCAUAGGUGACCUCUGUCCAGACGGUGUACUGUGGAAUGCAGUGUCCAAA
Molecule: messenger RNA, 3180 nt
Organism: Xiphias gladius (swordfish)
Lineage: Eukaryota; Metazoa; Chordata; Actinopteri; Istiophoriformes; Xiphiidae
Gene: gas7a
Product: growth arrest-specific 7a
Exons: 15
Coding region: 103-1365 (420 amino acids)
Biological process (GO): actin filament polymerization; neuron projection morphogenesis
Cellular component (GO): actin filament; plasma membrane; cytoplasm
Molecular function (GO): actin filament binding
Source: RefSeq, a predicted model, not a curated record